GAGCAAGAGAACUUGGCAGGCUCUCCCCAUGGCGGUCCUAUUCCUCCUCCUGUUCCUAUGUGGAACUCCCCAGGCUGCUGCAGACAACAUCCAGGCCAUCUAUGUGGCCUCGGGGGAGGCAAUGGAGCUGCCAUGUCCCUCACCACCCACUGUACAUGGGGAUGGACACCUGUCUUGGUUCCGCAGCGCUGGAGCAGGCUCCUUCACCACCCUGGUAGCCCAAGUCCAACUGGGCAGGCCAGCCCCAGACCCUGGAAAACCAGGAAGGGAAUCCAGGCUCAGACUGCUGGGGAACUAUUCUUUGUGGCUGGAGAGCUCCAAGGAGGAAGAUGCCGGGCGGUACUGGUGUGCUGUGCUGGGUCAGCACCACAACUAUCAGAACUGGAGGGUGUACGACGUCUUGGUGCUCAAAGGAUCCCAGUUAUCUGCAAAGGCUGCAGACGGAUCCCCCUGCAAUGUCCUUGUGUGCUCUGUGGUCCCCACCAGACGCAUGGACUCUGUGACCUGGAUGGAAGGGAAGGGUCCCGUGAGGGGCCGUGUUCAGUCCUUCUGGGGCAAUGAGGCGGCCCUGCUCUUGGUGUGUCCUGGGGAGGGGCUUCCUGAGUCCAGGAGCCGAAGAUCAAGAAUCAUCCGCUGCCUCGUGACUCACAACAAAGGGGUCAACUUUAGCCUGGGAGGUCUGGCCCUUACUACAGCCUCCAUGGAUGCCUCUCCUGCCCUCUGUACCCCUUCCACGGGCUGGGACAUGCCUUGGAUUCUGAUGCUACUGCUCACAAUGGGCCAGGGAGUUAUCAUCUUGGCCCUCAGCAUCGUGCUCUGGAGGCAGAGGGUCCACAGGGCUCCAAGCAGAGAUGCCUCGAUUCCUCAGUUCAAACCUGAAAUCCAGGUCUAUGAGAACAUCCAUUUGGCCCGUCUUGGCCCACCUGCCCACAAGACCAGGUGAUCUUGGUGACAUCUGCUGGGAAGUGUGACCUGCUGUCUCACUGGCCAUCUAGCACCUGCAGGAUUCCCUGACAACCUCGGCAAGCGGGGGCAGGACUUAGAGUUCGACUUCACAGUCCAGCUGGCCUCCAGCAGCCACCAAGCUGUAUAUGGGGAAGGGUGGGGACUGAAGGAAAGGAGGAACAUUAUUCUGUGA
Cebus imitator (Panamanian white-faced capuchin) is the source of this 1138-nucleotide messenger RNA. It is a transcript of the gene LY6G6F, whose product is annotated as lymphocyte antigen 6 family member G6F. Bases 29 to 943 code for a protein of 304 amino acids. The transcript has 6 exons. Lineage: Eukaryota; Metazoa; Chordata; Mammalia; Primates; Cebidae. The record is from RefSeq and is a predicted model, not a curated record.